Messenger RNA from Bombyx mandarina (wild silkworm), 1533 nucleotides. RefSeq names its product putative transporter svop-1. Gene Ontology annotation, cellular component: membrane. Gene Ontology annotation, molecular function: transmembrane transporter activity. The record is from RefSeq and is a predicted model, not a curated record. NCBI's taxonomy places the organism in Eukaryota, Metazoa, Arthropoda, Insecta, Lepidoptera, Bombycidae. Gene Ontology annotation, biological process: transmembrane transport.
AUGGCUUUUACUAAACAAGAAGUUGUAGUUAAUAAAAAAUGCAGUUAUGAUACAGCCAUGGAUCUUACAGGCUUCGGAAUAUAUAACAUUAUAAUGCUGACGUCAUGCUGUCUCAUAAUACUGGCAAUGUACAUGGACAUAUUCGGUUUCUCCGUGGUGAUGCCGGCCGUUGCCUGUGAUAUGGACCUUACGACCGCAGAACAAGGUCUACUCUCUGCUAUACCGUUGAUUGGUGUUAUGUUCUCGUCUUAUGUGUGGGGUUUCUGCGCUGAUACAAGGGGUCGUCGAACCACUCUUCUAUUCGCGAUGCCAGUAGGAUCUAUCUUCGGCUUCGCAGCCAGCAUGGCGCCUUCCUAUAUCUCGCUAGCUAUAUUGAAAUUUUUGUCAGCCAGUUUUACAUCAUCGGCUAAUGCAGCAGCUUUUGUACUAGUGGGGGAAAGCGCCCCAAAGAGGCAUAGAAGCAGAUUCAUGUUUCUCCUGGCCAGUGCCACAAUGUGCGUCCAGUUUAUAAUUUGCUCCUUCGCUCUACCGGUUUUCAAACAUUCGUUCUACAUCGAAAUAUCGUGGUUGCACAUGGAAUACCGCCCGUGGCGGAUGCUGAUGCAGAUCAUCAGUAUACCAGGAGUUCUAGGAACUAUCGCUAUGGCCUUCCUCAACGAGAGCCCAAAGUUUCUGCUCAGCAGAGACCAGACUGUAAAAGCAUUGGAUACUCUUAAAUCCAUUUAUAGAUGGAAUACUGGCAGAAAACCAUAUACUUAUCCAGUCAGCAGUGUUUAUCUGGACGAAGAGCCAGUUCUAGUGGAAAACUCUUCGUUCUUCCGGAAGAUGUGGGAUCAAACAGCGCCCCUCUUUAAGCCUCCACUGCUGAAAAAUUCCUUGAUGCUCUACUACAUUCUAAUGUGCGCUUACAUGACAUCAACCGGUUACACUAUGUGGGUGCCCACAAUGACGAACGCAUAUUUCAGCGGUGGCGACAAGAACGGACUGACAUUCUGCGAAGUGGCAAGUAACGCCGCCUCUGCAACGAACUCUACGUUAAAAGACUGCGAUAACAUUAUCCAACCAAUGACGCUAUACGCAGUCAUGUGCUACUCAGGAGUGUCGACCGUAUCCUCAGUUCUCCUGUCCUUCGCCGUAGGACCUUUAGGGAAAAAGUUGACCACGCUCCUAGUGUUUGCCGUAGCGGCAUUCUGCGGGGUUCUACUCCUCUUCGUCAGGGUACCAAUGCUCAGUAUAGCACUGUUCUUCUUAUUUCUAUACGUGGCGCUAAUAUUGGGAAAUGUGAACAGCUAUUUAGUGGAAUGGAACCCUACACAUUUAAGAGGAAUGGCAACAUGCCUAUCCGUUGUUGUCGCUCGAGGAUUCGGCUUUAUCAGCGUGCAACUAAUAGCCAGUUUACUGACUGACUACUGCACGCCGAUGAUCAGUGGAUAUGUACUACUAGUUAUUUCUGGAUUCGUAGUUUCGAUAUUCUUGCCGCCUGAAAGAAAACCUGUAUCACAAUCAGACGAAGAAAAACCAAUUGAUCAGUAA